UAAGAAGUCCUUUUUUGAAACAUUUUCGUAAUGAAGAACGCAAGAAUAGUUAUCAUUGGCACAGGUCCAGCAGGCAUUGCAGCUGCUACAAAACUCCUAGAACUUGGAUUUGAAAAAGUCACCUUGCUUGAAGCUGAGAAUCGUAUUGGAGGUCGAAUUUACACCAUUCCAUUUGCUGCUAACGUUGUUGAUCUAGGAGGUCAGUGGUGUUAUGGUCAGAAAGACAAUGUUGUGUAUGAGUUGGUAAAAGACGAGAACCUUGUCGAACACUCUAGGGAAGAAAUGCAGAAAUUUAUGUUUAUUCGUUCGAACAAAAGACUGAUUUGCUAUAAUUUAAUGGAUCGUUUGAAAGCUAUUUACGAAAAUAUUCUAGAAGGUGGUAAAAACGAAAUGUUAACUUAUAAAGGUUCCGUGGGUAAAUUCGUUACUGAUAAAUUCUUCAAAGCUUUAGAGAAGCCAGAAAACUCUGAUAUCAACAUGACGUCAGCAAAACAGAUAUUUGAAAGUUUCAAGAAAAUGGAAAAUUCUUCAAAUGCAAGUGAUACACUGGAUGAACUUUCAGCCAAGGGUAUACACGAAUAUUGGGAUUGUGAAGGUGAUUUGUGGAUGAAUUGGAAGGAGAAGGGUUAUCUUCGAUUUUUGCAAUUUCUCAUGAAAUCAACUGAAACCAAUGAAUUGGGAAUGCUUGAUCAGAAAGUGAAGUUGGGAAAACAGGUGGAAAAGAUCACUUGGUCAAGGGAACCAAUUCAAAUUAAAUGCAAAGAUAAUGAAAUUAUUGAAGCUGAUCAUGCUAUUGUUACAGUGUCUUUGGGAGUUCUUAAAGAAAAGCACUCAAAACUGUUUGAACCUCAACUGCCAGCAGAAAAGAUUCGUGCAAUUGAAACUAUUGGAUUUGGAACUAUCAAUAAAAUGUAUUUGGAGUUUCCUGAUCAAUUUUGGUAUGAACGAGAAGAUUGGCCUGGUUUUACGAUUGUGUGGCGUGAUGAAGAAUUAGCAGAAAUUCGUGGUACAAGUCAAGCUUGGUUGGAAGAUGUUAUUGGUUUUUAUCCAGUCGUUCAUCAACCAAAGACCUUAUGCGGUUGGAUGAUUGGUCCUAAUGGACGCUAUAUGGAAACUCUGCCAGAAAAAGAAGUUAUUGAUGGAUGUAUGUUUCUAUUGAGGAAAUUUCUUUAUUGGAAAAUCUCUGAACCAGUGGCUUUUAAACGAAGCACAUGGUCUUCGAGUGAAAAUUUCAGAGGAUCUUAUUCCUUCCAAUCGGUUAAAGCAGAGGAAGCAAAUGCAAAACCUAGUGAUCUUGCAAGUCCAUUGACAAAAUCCGUUGAUGACAAUAAACCGAUCGUUUUGUUUGCUGGAGAAGCUACUAGCUAUCAUCAUUAUGGGACUGUACAAGGAGCCGUUGAAACUGGUUGGAGAGAAGCAAAGAGACUUGCAGAUUUGUAUGUCGAUAGUAACAAUAAAUUAGAGUAGUUUAAAGAAGGCUAUGAUUGUCUCUAUUUUGAAAAGCUUUUUGAUCAAUUAUUGUUUCUAUUAAAAUUACUCUUAAUAAUUUGCAUUUUUUUCAAAGAAAUUUAUUUAAAAUAAAAGAAGUAUCUACAUAUUUAAA
Messenger RNA from Episyrphus balteatus (marmalade hoverfly), 1603 nucleotides. Its product is annotated as spermine oxidase-like. Bases 31 to 1467 code for a protein of 478 amino acids. The record is from RefSeq and is a predicted model, not a curated record. Lineage: Eukaryota; Metazoa; Arthropoda; Insecta; Diptera; Syrphidae. Gene Ontology annotation, molecular function: polyamine oxidase activity. The transcript has a single exon.